AUUUUUUGUUGAAGGAGGCAUAAAAUGACUCUGGAUGUCUCACACUUAAUUUAGUUAUUAAAACCCUAUGUUAUCUGGAUUGUAAUUGCUGGUGGUCUUUACUUGAUAACUUCACAUGCACUAGUGCUAGACCUCCAGUAGUCAACACCCCUCACGCGCACUGCAGUUUCGGCUUGAUGUCUGAGUGGGUCCGGAAGAUGCUGCAGUCCUGAUGGAACGUUUAAACGGCAACAUUCUGCGUUUAUUUUUAAUCUAAUAACAGAUAGCAGUUUGUUGACGAGGAAUGAGCUACAUGAAUAUGAAGUCGUGCGUCGCAGCCGUGUGAAUUGCAGAUUUUUUUUUCUCCUGUUCAAUGAUGUACCUACAUUUCCUCCGCUCAGCUGCCUAUGGAGUGGGUUAAACCAUCCCUGCAGGAUUUAUAUUGCUUUAUAUGUGUCUUCCAAGUGUUUUUCUGACUAGUAAAUCUGUCUGAUCGUGUAAUAUUAAUAUGGAGGGUGACAUUCCAGUCAUGUUAGAGCAGUUCAUGAGCAGCUCUCUUGUCACUUGGGUUAAGACAUUUGGUCAACUAGGUGACAAAGAGGGGAACAUGCUCUCUGAAUACACUGAAUUAGUGGAUGGAAUAUUCUUGAACAAGGUCAUGAAUCAAAUAAAUCCCAAAGGGACUGUUCAAGUUUUAAACAAAGUGUACAAUGAUGUCGGCCAGAGAGCUCAAAACCUGUCUGUUCUCAUUUACCACAUCAAAUCAUACUACCAGGAGACCUUGCAUCAGCUGAUUAUGAUGUCUCCUCCCAAUGUGCUGCUGCUGGGCAAGAACCCGCUCUGUGAGGAAGGUCUAGAAGAGAUCAGGAAGUUGCUGCUGCUGUUGCUUGGCUGUGCUGUGCAGUGCGAAAGAAAAGAGGAGUAUAUCGAGAAGAUACAAUGUCUUGAUUUUGACACAAAAGCAUCAAUCGCAGCUCAUAUCCAAGAGGUGACUCAUUGUCAGGAGAAUGUGUUUGAUCUGCAUUGGUUGGAGAUGGAGGAUGUGUGUCCAGAUGAAUGGGAAAAUCUCUGCAGAAGUAUGAAUAUUAAUCUCAAAAUGUUAGUGGACCAGCGAGACCGGCAAUUUGAGGUCAUCGUGGAGCUGAUGCAGGGGAAAGAGACGAUGAAGUCUGUAGUGUUUGGUGAUGACUCCUCUCUCACAGAGUCCGCCAGCAGCCAUCUCCCUUUAUCCCAGCAGCAUCUGGCACUAGAGCUGACGGACGCUAAAGCCAAGAUCAAACGCCUCAGACAGGAGCUAGAGGAGAAAAGUGAACAGCUCUUAGACUGCAGGCAGGACCUGGACAAUGUGGAGGCGGAGCUUAAAAGACUCCAACAAGAGAACAUGCAGCUGUUAACAGAUGCACGAGCAGCCAGGAUGUACCGUGACGAGCUAGAUGCGAUGAAAGAGAGAGCCAUCAGAGCAGACAAACUGGAAAGUGAAGUGGCUCGCUACAAAGAUAAACUUCACAACAUGAACUUUUACAAAACCAAACUGGAGGAGCUAAAGGAAGAUAAUCAGGUGUUGAUGGAAAGUAAGGCCAUGCUGGAGGAACAGCUACAGAGCAUUAAAUUACGAUCUGACAAACUGCACCACCUGGAGAAACACAACCUCCUACUAGAGGCAAAACUUCAUGACAUGGAAGAGGAAAGAACUGUGGACAGGAGACAAAUAGAGGAGCUGCUGGAAAGGAACAUUAUAUUGGAGUUCUCUCAGAAAAGUAGUUUGGAGGAAUCACAACGCUUGGGCUGGGAGCUAGAACUCGCCAAGAAUCCUCAACAGAAUACAGGAACAGAGCUGAAGUCUUUGGGCCAGGAGGUAACUGAAAAGACAUGUAGCAGGUUGCUGAAACUGGAGAAGGAGAACCAGAGGUUGUUGAAGUCCCUGGAAGAACUUCAAGGAACCAGUCACCCAUUGGAUGAGUUUAUUUCUAAAUCUAAACAUAUUGAGGAAAAUGGGAGGACCAACAAUCAGUCCCUUGACACAGAACAUCUGCAUGCAUCCUUGGAAAAUACUAACGGCAAUCUUCAUUGUCUUGAAGUAGAGCUCCAUGAAUUGGAGAUGAAGAACCAGAGUCUUCAAGUCAAUUUAAACCAAAACCAAGGUCAAGUAGAUAUAGAAAACAAAGGUCUAGUGCAUGAAAAUGGACAUCUGGGACAAGAUAGGAGUUGUCUGGAGAAGGCGAAUCGGAGAUUGCAGCAGCAAGUGAAGAUCCAGGAGGCCUCGUUGAAUAGUAGCAGUUUGAAGUUGGCAGUUCUAGAGAAGGAGAACCGUACCCUGGUUAAAAAGAUUACCUAUCUAAGUGAGGCCUGUGCCAAGAACAAAGAACUGGAGAAGGAAAACCAGGAGCUGAUUCAACAGGCUGGAGUAGACAAGAGGAUGCUGAUGACAUUAAGAGAGGAACUGCUGGACCAGAGGCUGAAAUUGCAACAGAAAGAAUCUGAUCUUGAGAAAUUGAAUUAUGAGCUGGAGAGGAUGAAGUUAAACCAGGAGAAACGAAUGGGAGAUCACGAGGCUGUAGACCAGGGUCAGUGUAAGCAGUUGGAGUCAGAGCUGGAGUCUUCUCUAAUGAAAUCCCUGAAGAUUAAAAAAGAGAGAAUGGCUGCCCUGGAGGCCCGUCUGCAAGAAUCGGCCAAGAUAAACCAGCAACUACGACAGGAUCUCAAAACUGUCAAACAGAACUAUGAGGCAUUGCUUCAGAGGGAGGAGGAGGAAAAGGCAGGACAAUGCUCUCCACCAGAGAGGGCAUGGCACAGAGACAGUCAGGAGGCCACGUGGGCAUUGCUCAAGGUCAAAGAUCGACUCAUUGAGGUGGAGAGAAAUAAUGCAACAUUACAGGCUGAGAAACAGGCAUUGCAAACACAACUGCAGACCUUGCAGGUGCAGUCAGAUGGGUUGCAGGCACAAAUAAUUGCAUUGCAACAGCAGACGGCUUCCCUGCAGGAGAACAACACAGCACUGCAGACACACAAUGCACAACUGCAGGUAGAGAAGUCCACUUUAUCUUCCCAGAAUUCCUCUCUCAUGGCCCAUAAUGAACGGCUACAGCGGGAACGGCAGAGUUCUGAGGCUGAGAGGGAGGGUGCAGUACGGGAGAGAGAAGACCUGCGCACCGUUAAUGAACUUCUUCUCCGGGACCACGAGAGAUUGAGCGUCCUGCAUGAGAGACAGGCAGCAGAGUUGGAGGUGCUCUCCCACAGGUACUCAACAAUGGAGAACAGUCACCGAACACUGGAGAUAGAGCACAGAUCACUGGAGGACAGGUAUAACACGCUACUUCAACAGCGUGCUCAGCUGGAGGGGUUAGAGAGAGCUCUCAGAGAAGAACAGCAGAAGAUGCAGAAUGAAAUAUGCACAAACAGGAACACAACAACAGAGUGCCAAAGACUCAGAGACGAGAAAGACUGGCUGAAUCAGAUCUACCAGAAGCUGUUGGCAGAGAAUGAGGGACUUCAGGUUGAGCACAAGAGCAUAAAGAGCCAGUUGAACUCAAGCAAACUGGAGCAGACACAGCUGGAGUCAGAGCUGUCCAAACUCAAAGAGCAGAACCAGCAGCUGGAGAUCGCCACUAUUAAACUGACCAACCAGUGUGAGUUGCUGACCCAGCUGAAGGGGAACUUGGAGGAAGAGAACCGCCACUUGCUGGACCAGAUCCAGAGCCUGAUGCUGCAGAACCGGACCCUGCUAGAUCAGACUAUGGAGAGCAAGGACCUGUUCCAUGUUGAACAGAGGCAAUAUAUAGACAAACUGAAUGAACUCAGAAGGCAGAAGGAAAAGCUGGAAGAGAAAAUCAUGGAUCAGUACAAGUUCUAUGACCCAUCGCCUCCACGCAGACGAGGCAACUGGAUAACCCUGAAGAUGAGGAAGUUGAUGAAGACGAGGGCUCGUGAUCAGGAGCACGUCCAUUCUCCAACUCUCCGCUCCGAGUCAUGCGAGGGUCUGGAUGACCUGCGCUGCCAUGACAACGGCUCCUUCGUGGGUUCUCAGGGCUCAGAGGAAUCUGCUCCCAACUCCCUUAAUGGUGACACCCUGUCCCCCAAGAGGAGCAGCAUCUGCGCCCUGAAAAUGUUUCAUGUUAAGCGUAACAAACCAAAGGAUAAAGACAAAGUCAACUCUCUCUUCCGCCGAUCUCUGUCAAUGAAUGACCUGCUGCAGUCAGAGGGAUGUUUGGAUGAGGACUCCAGGCAGCAAGAAGAUCAGCUAGAAGAGCAAAUUAUGCAGCAUACCAUUGCCAUUUCAAAAAAACACUCCACAUCAUCAUCAUCAUUUCAACCCUACUCUUCCAUAGACAAUCAUACAGCAAUCUGUAAUCAAGGUAAAGAUUUUCAAGGAGACACAAUUCCACCAAGUCUUGCAAUUGGCGCAGAAAGCCAAAAUCAUGCUGGCCUGAAUGGCAAAUCGAGUCGUGCUCCUAGUGCGAGCAGUGGUGAGUUCAGCGUGAGCCUGGAGAACGAGGCCUGGUCCAGUGAUGGCAGCCCCCUUCCAGAUCAAUUCCCGUCCAACCGGCACCGAUUCAGUAACUCCCCUUCACCAGCCCGGCCCAACCACGAGGAGCUCAGGCAGGGUUACUGCUCGUCAGGGAGUGCGGUACGGAGGUCUAGCAGUGGGAGAUCUGCUGGAGAUCGUUCAGCACAAAAGCUGGACAAAGCAAGCAUUGGACUGUAUAAAACUCAGAGCGUGCAAAGUACAGAGUCUGAUCCUAAACCUGCUCUCGAGACACAAGGGAAGUCCUCCUCUGUAUCAGGGUGUUUGAACUGCUUUGCCACUCCAAUGAGAAGCCCCAAAACGGGCCAGGCUCUGUCCACUUUACCCCGCGCCAGCUGUGUCAUCUCCACGUCAGAGGGCAACAGUCGCCGUGCCAGUGUCCAUAGCACUAUGUCAGUAAAGUCAGUGGGAUCGGUGUCAAGUAAGAAUGGCGCUGAUCCUCAUAUGACUCAUCCUGACCACAGUGACGAGGUUUUAAAAGGAAGCCCUGUCUUGGAAGAGGAUAACCGCCAACCGGAACACCUUUUUGAUUCAGCAUUCACCAUAGAUUCAGUCUUUACAAACACAAUUUUCAGCGAGUCAACUUAAGGUGAUACAAAAAUAUGUUCUAAGAAGGUUUUGCCAAUGUUUAUAUUAAGUUCUGAAAACAUUAUUUAUCUGAUUGUUCUCUGAAUGUUCAAAACAUCCAGUUUUUUAAAUGUUUUAAAAACAUUUUUUUCUCGGAUAUGUGAACGUUAAGGAAGGAUUCCGUUUUAUCAUUCUGCAAACAUUAUAGGAUACUUUUGGAUGUUUUUUGAACAUUCUGAAACAAGUAGUAACAUUUAAACAAAUGUUAGAUGAGCAUCCAAUUAAAAUGUUUAAGAAAAAAUGUUUCAUAAAUGAUGUAUAGGCCUUAUAUGUAGCUCCGCCCCUUUUCAGCACUGCACUCGUUGUGUUCUGUCUUCCGAUUUAUAUUUCUACAGCAUGAAGGUAAGAUCUUACAGAUUUAUGAAUGAACCGCCAGUUUUAAAAUCUUCCCGGUCUACUGACAUUUGUUAUGACACCCGCUUCAAACAUUACAAUGCUCAUGAUAACAUUCGUCAACUCUACAAUAAAUCCACUUCACCAGCUAAUUACUCUUCGACAGUGAUGCCAUUGAAAUAUACAGAGCUUCCGCAAAAAUUUAAGUUCAAACACAAAAUUCUUAAGAUGGCUGUGCGCUUGUUUCUCUGGGACACAAGGUUUAUAAAUAAUGUUUUUGUGCUAACAUUUCAAGAACGUUAUUAAAGACCAUAUAACUUUGAACAAAUAUUCUAUUAACUUUACUGGAAGAACGUUUGUUUAUAACUUUGAGAGAACCUUGCCGGAACAUUAGCCAAAGUUCUGAGAAUAUGCCCUUUUAGCUGGAAGUUAGGAAAGGUUUUCAGUAUGCAAACACUUCUGAUGAAAUCAGUUGUGACUUAUUUAUGCCAGCAAUUUAUGCACUAUGAUUAUGCCAUCUGAGGUGUAUUUAGGCAUAAUCAGUCAGGAAGCAGCCAAGAAACAAUCCUUGACUUUGAACAAUCCUUAACUACGACCCUUAGUUUAUCUUGACAUGUCUUGGUUUGGUUGAAAUAUUUAUUUUUUCCCUUAUCAAUCCUUAUUUUGUUUCUGUUCUUUUUUUAAUGUAUUUUGUAUUGUUUGUGUUUCAUGUGUUAAAUGUUCCCUUUUAUUUUUUUUUUAAUUAUAUGCAUGAAAGUAAAAAUAAAAAGUAGGAGUCCCUCUGUGCAUGUAGCAUCAAAACUGCUGUGGUUCAUUUGUUCUGACUACUGUAUAUUACAGUCAUUUUCCUUUUUUGCAGAAUAGAAGAGCAGAGAGUGUUUUUUUGUUGUUUAUUUUUAGCUGAAAUGCACCCUGUAUUUGUUAAAACCAGUAAAUGUAUCAGAGUACCUGUGUAUCUUGCUUUUUAUCUAAUUUUAAAAUGUUUUCCUUCUAACUUAAGAAAACUGCAGCUUUGUUUGCUCAUAUUGUGGUGCUUUGUGCUCAUGUUUCCUACAUUUAUUAGCAGAAGUGUUUGAAACAUAAAUAAUUUAAAAAAAAAAAAGAUUGUACGAUUUUUUGAUGACAUAAUAAAAAUUACUUUACUAUGA
Molecule: messenger RNA, 6609 nt
Organism: Ctenopharyngodon idella (grass carp)
Lineage: Eukaryota; Metazoa; Chordata; Actinopteri; Cypriniformes; Xenocyprididae
Gene: ccdc88aa
Product: coiled-coil domain containing 88Aa
Exons: 27
Coding region: 488-5089 (1533 amino acids)
Biological process (GO): cytoplasmic microtubule organization; cytoskeleton-dependent intracellular transport
Cellular component (GO): cytoplasm; centrosome
Molecular function (GO): dynein light intermediate chain binding; microtubule binding
Source: RefSeq, a predicted model, not a curated record